Papaver somniferum (opium poppy) is the source of this 998-nucleotide messenger RNA. Its product is annotated as rac-like GTP-binding protein 5. The transcript has 8 exons. Gene Ontology annotation, biological process: establishment or maintenance of cell polarity; cortical cytoskeleton organization; small GTPase-mediated signal transduction. Gene Ontology annotation, molecular function: GTPase activity; protein kinase binding; GTP binding. The coding region runs from base 287 to 883 and encodes 198 amino acids. NCBI's taxonomy places the organism in Eukaryota, Viridiplantae, Streptophyta, Magnoliopsida, Ranunculales, Papaveraceae. Gene Ontology annotation, cellular component: cytoplasmic vesicle; plasma membrane; cytoskeleton. The record is from RefSeq and is a predicted model, not a curated record.
GCAAUGAAGUGGAAGUAGUGGGUGGAAGAAGGAGAAAGAAAAAGAAACGACAGCAAAGAAAGAAAUAGAGUUUGGGGAAAAAGAGUAGUCAGUUGUUGUACUAGUCCUGUUUUUUUAGUUUCAAAAUCCUUUUAUUUUGUGGUAUAUAUUUUUUUGGUUCGGGGUUUUCAGCGAACGCUUCAACCGCAAUCUCCUUUCCACUCCUCCCUCUCUCGCAAAAAGAUGUAUAGCUGAAGAAGAAGAUUGAGAAGAGGAGAAAGAAUUAAAAGAAGAUCAAAUCAUCAAAAUGAGUGCGUCUAGGUUUAUAAAAUGUGUUACGGUUGGUGAUGGUGCUGUUGGAAAAACUUGUAUGCUUAUUUCUUAUACCAGCAAUACUUUCCCUACGGAUUAUGUGCCAACAGUUUUUGAUAAUUUCAGUGCAAAUGUGGUUGUUGAUGGGAGCACGGUUAAUCUAGGACUAUGGGAUACUGCUGGGCAAGAAGAUUACAAUAGAUUAAGACCUCUCAGUUAUCGUGGAGCGGAUGUUUUCCUGUUGGCUUUCUCUCUUAUCAGUAAGGCGAGCUAUGAAAAUGUUGCCAAAAAGUGGAUUCCAGAAUUGAGGCAUUAUGCACCUGGUGUUCCGAUAAUUCUUGUUGGGACAAAGCUUGAUCUUCGAGAUGACAAGCAGUUCUUUGUUGACCACCCCGGAGCAGUACCCAUUACCACGGCUCAGGGAGAGGAACUGAAAAAGGUGAUCGGAGCUCCUGCAUACAUCGAAUGUAGCUCAAAAUCGCAGCAGAAUGUGAAGGCAGUCUUUGAUGCGGCCAUCAAAGUAGUGCUCCAACCUCCCAAGCAAAAGAAGAAGAAGAAGAAAGCUCAAAAAGGAAACUGUUCCAUUCUGUAAUUGGAGCAAUAUUGCGAUAACCCUGGAUUUUCAUGUGUUUAUUCUCUAAACAAUUAAGCAAAGAUUAUGUUUUUGUAUGCGCUUGAAUAUCAAAAAUUUGGUCAAAUUUCCAUCA